Messenger RNA from Stereum hirsutum FP-91666 SS1, 2215 nucleotides. RefSeq lists its product as uncharacterized. Gene Ontology annotation, molecular function: RNA binding. The coding region runs from base 238 to 2187 and encodes 649 amino acids. The record is from RefSeq and is a predicted model, not a curated record. Lineage: Eukaryota; Fungi; Basidiomycota; Agaricomycetes; Russulales; Stereaceae. The transcript has 3 exons.
GUCAUCACCAGUCUUGAAAACUGCAACGGGAUAUUGCUAGGGCUCUGUGUCAACGUCUUUUGCGCUUGUUAUAUCAUCUAGAUCCCUCAAGUGACCAUUUGGAGGUCUUCACGGAUUCACCGACGACUUGGGCGUCUUUGACCGUCUUCCUUUUCUGACGUUCUACCCUCGAGACUUCAGCUUCCUUGGGAAACCAUACUGCUAUUCUUCUCGACUAUACAUCGCUCUUGGUCUCCAAUGGACGAACCAAUAACGAAGCGUCUCCACGUCUCAGGCCUCACGCCAUCCAUCACCCUCGCCGACCUCUCUACAAGACUCGGCAUGUACGGUUCCAUCACCUCUCUCGAUAAAUUUGGAGAAGUAGAUGCGUUGGGACAGCCGAGGAAGUUUGCGUAUGUGACGCUAGAGACCACGAAAGGAAAACUGGGAAAAUGUAUGAAUGUGCUUAGCGGAUCGACGUGGAAGGGCGCGAAGUUGAGGAUCGGAGAAGCGAAACCCGACUUUCGUGAACGGUACGUCCGCUCUUACUCCAAUCGACCGACUAUCCUCAUCCAUCCAUCCUUUACUUCAUCACCACUUAUCGCCGUCAUCGUCACCAUCACCAUCACCAUCGCAUACCCACUCUGUUCUACUCUAUCCACACAACGCAGUAUCGUCCGUGAAAAUGCGCCUACCGAACCCUCCGACCGCCCUAAAAAACGUCCCCGUCUCGCACGUGGCGUUCAAGGCGUCCACGCUCCCUCCAUGGAUCCCAUAACGCCCUCCACCGUCGAAGAGUACGCUCAUAAAGGGUGGUACGUCACGCCUCUCGGUAGACUCAUCCGUCCGAUGCGUAUGCGACCCGCUCGACCGCUCGAUCCGCCUGUCAUCGCUACUCCUCCGAAGGAUAAGAAGGAGGAUAAGAGGGACAGGGAGAAGAAGAAAGGAAAGGUUGCAAAAGAUGGAGAGGGAGAGGGAGAGGGGGACGAGAAGAAGAAAACGAAGAAGAGGAAGAAGGUGCCGGAUGUGAGAGCGAGGAGGAAGACGAUCGAUCCGGUGAAGUAUGGGAGUACGCAUGUUAUUGGGGCGUUCUUGGGAGGUGGUGAGGGUGCUGGUGUGGCCCAAAAUACGCCGCCGGUGGAGGAUGAAGUGAGCGAUAGUGAGGAGAGUUCUUCAUCUUCAUCUGAGGAGGAGGAGGAGGACGACCACAACGCUAAAAACGACCAUCCCGAUACUGCCCUCAAACAUGCUCAGCCUUCAGUACAACCUCCUCCUCCUACCGUCCUACCUCUUCCAAAAUCGACGAUACCCGUUCUUUCGCUAGCACAAUCACCUCCGCCACCUCAAUCACCAGCAACGGACAUUACUCCCGGAGACGAACUGACAGCCGAGAAGCUGAAGUCGUUGAACCUGCUACGCUCUAUGUUCGGAGAGGACGAAGGUCAAGAGGAUUGGGGCGGGGCGGAGAGCAUGUCAGAUGUCGAUAUGGACGUAGACGUGGAUGGAAAUGAGCCGCGCGGAAUGGCAGCAGACGGAGAUGGUGAGGCGUAUGAAGUCGUUCGCCGCGAUGGGGGUGCCAAACUCCGGGAAGGGAAUAUCGAUGUAGAUGAUGAAGCCGAAGGGGAUGAAGAAGAGGAGGAGGAGGAGACGGAGGAGGAUGAGGAACCGAGUCAAACGGAGAACGGGACACAAGAGAAGAAGGGGCAACCCGGCGUACAGAUCACGAAGUUAAAGGACUUAUUUGCGCCGAGGGAGGAAGAAGCUGGGUUCUCACUGUUGGGUCACCUCGACCUCGAACUCGACGAAGACAUGGAUUUCGAGUUCGGCCUACCCUCCUUAUCUACCGCCGCUCCUUCCACCAUCGUCACCACCACCACCGCCGCCGCUCCGAUCUCAUCCCUCACAACUCCCAGCAUCAUCCCAACCCAUCAAAAGACCGGUACCUCACAACAAACGCUCACCCUCGACCCGUCCCUACCCCUCUUCUUCCCCACCACUUCCCAAACCGGACCUCGCAACGUGCCGACCAAUAUGCGACCGGGUGCGUGGAAGGACAUGUAUGGGUUUUAUAGGACGGAUGAUGAGGCGACGAUAAGGCAGAGGUGGGAGGAGAGUAAGGGGGAGUUGACGAGGGAGUGGAAGAGGAGGUAUAGGGAGGGGUUGAAGAGGAGGAGGCGGAGAGGGGGUGGGGUGGGUGAUGUGGAUUGAUAUCACUAUGUUGGUGGUUGUCUACGAG